Messenger RNA from Angiostrongylus costaricensis, 1188 nucleotides. NCBI's taxonomy places the organism in Eukaryota, Metazoa, Nematoda, Chromadorea, Rhabditida, Metastrongylidae. The record is from the annotation of a GenBank genome assembly.
AUGGCACGUUGUGAAGCGGCCGAUGAAUGCCGUUGGCACUUAGGCGAAUUGCGUGUGAGGUGUACGCCGAGCUCAUGUCGACGAGCCGAAUGUUCCGCGGCAUUGCAACGUUUCGCAAGAUUCGUGCCGUUCGCACUGGUCGAGUCGAUGAUGUUCUGUCACUGCUCGGCUGGUGACUCGCUGUGCACACAACAGCAGGAAGUCGUUUAUCCAAAGUGCCUUUAUUCGACUUCGUCGACUGCUAUAACGUGUACGGAAGCCGUGCGGAAGUGCGACGAAGACCUUCGAUGUCGGGCUUCGGUCCUCGAACAACCGUGCUACUGUCCGUUGUCGGACGUGGAAUGUAUGGGACAUCAGCGAGUGAUGAUCCCAAACAACCCAUGCAUUGAAAAAGCAAUGCUCGAUUAUUCUCGUCUUAUGGGUUACACAAUCACAGCCGUGAAAACGGCAAGCAUCGAAACAAAUCGGGUUCUGGAGAACACCAAACAGUCGGAUGUCAAGGAAGGAUUCCAACCGUCGAGAACAAGAAUCGUGGUCGAUAGUCGAGGAAUUAUCAAAUCUGGAGCUGAUGGAUACUCGAGUGCUAGGAGAACGGACUACGGGCUCGGAGGACAAAUACGAAUUCCAUCGAAUGUGGAUGUUCCUCGUGAACGAUUUAGGGUUGAAAAAUGGAAGAGUUCAGCGACAGAAAACGAGGUUCGAGCACCGGAGCGUAGAAACGGUGACUCAAUCGAGACCACAUCGGCUACAUCGACAUUGAUGGCAACAUACAUGAGGACUCCCAAGGGAAGUAGUGAGGGAAAACGGAAAGAGAAGCCUCGUACUACGCUAUCACCGGUGAGUACGGAGCCUCCGCCUCCUUGGGUGACGACGACCGAAAAGUUGCCUACUACCACAGUUCCGUUUGUCACCCAUGCUCCACCACCGAAAGAAGGAUGCAAUGCGAAAGAUGCCAGUGGACGAGAAAUUUUCACUCAUAUUGGUACUGUGAUGCGGUGCCUACAUUUAGACUUCGGCGAACGUCUAUUUCUCCGUGACCGUGGGGCGUGUUUCUGCGAAUCGAGCACGUUUAUCUGCGAUUUUCCAGAAGAAAUGCCUGAACUCUAUCCAGGUAAAGCAGUACACUAUUUAUCGAAUAUAUUUCAAACAGUCACUGAUUAUUUCAGAGAACGUGGUUUUGCAAUGUAA